Molecule: messenger RNA, 2221 nt
Organism: Thamnophis sirtalis
Lineage: Eukaryota; Metazoa; Chordata; Lepidosauria; Squamata; Natricidae
Source: RefSeq, a predicted model, not a curated record
GAAGGACCAGGACGGAAAAGCAGGGGUUUGGUGGCUGGAGGUGGCGGCCAGGGAGGGGGCGCUUUCUUUCCUACCUUCCUUCCUUCCUUCCUUCCUUCUUUUUUUUUCUUACACUAGAAUUUGGGCUCCGAAAUAGCGGCUGGCUGGCUUUUGCGGGGAAGGUGUUUUCUUUGCAAAGUUUGGUAAAAAGUGCGCGGGGGUGUUGUUUGCCUUGCCUUUCCUCCACCCCAAUUUCGGGGGGCUUCUUUCUCCUCCGCCCUCAGCAUGACGACGUCUCCCGAUUACCUGGUCAUACUCUUUGGGGUCACCGCUGGGGCGACCGGAGCUCGCCUGGGCUCAGAUGAGAGAGAAUUAAUCCAGCUCCUGUGGCGAGUAGUAGAUCUGGCCAACAAAAAGGUGGGCAAUCUUCAUCACGUCCUGAUUGGGCCUGAUCGCCUAUCGCUGACGGACGAAUGCCGAGAGGAGACCGGCCUAGAUGAGGACAUCCUGGCUCUCGCCCCACAGCUGGAACAAGCCCUGGGGCAGUUCAACCAGUCUGUGAGCAACGAACUCAAUAUUGGCGUUGGUACGUCCUUCUGUCUCUGUGCCGAUGGGCAACUUCAUAUCAGGCAGGUUUUGCACCCUGAAGCAUCAAAAAAGAAUAUUUUGUUACCUGAAUGCUUCUACUCAUUUUUUGAUCUCCGAAAAGAAUUCAAGAAAUGUUGUCCUGGGUCACCUGAAAUUGACAAAUUAGAUGCUGGUUCCAUGAUACAAUAUUUGAAUCCUGACAAGCGGAGCUCAGCACAAUCUUUUGGAAUGCAGCAAUUGGAAGAUAUGGGCAAUGUGAUUUUAGCACUAAUUUCAGAAGCCUACAACCACAGGUUUUCAGAGCCAGAAAGGGUGAACUAUAAAUUUGAAAGUGGAACCUGCAGCAAGAUGGAACUUGUAGAUGAUAACACUGUGAUCCGAGCCAGAGGCUUACCUUGGCAAUCAUCAGACCAGGACAUUGCCAGGUUCUUCAAAGGACUAAAUAUUGCCAAAGGAGGCGCUGCACUUUGUCUCAAUGCCCAGGGCAGAAGAAACGGAGAAGCUCUUGUCAGGUUUGUAAGUGAAGAACACAGAGAAUUAGCAUUGCAAAGACACAAGCAUCACAUGGGGAACCGGUAUAUAGAGGUAUACAAAGCAACAGGUGAGGACUUCCUCAAAAUUGCUGGAGGUACAUCCAAUGAAGUAGCCCAGUUCCUAUCUAAAGAAAACCAAGUGAUUGUUCGGAUGCGGGGUCUCCCAUUCAAUGUAACAUCAGAAGAAGUGUUAGCGUUUUUUGGUCAACACUGUCCUGUGACAGGUGGAAAAGAAGGAAUCCUUUUUGUGACUUACCCUGACAAUAGGCCAACGGGAGAUGCAUUUGUGUUGUUUGCUUGUGAGGAAUAUGCACAAAACGCACUCAAAAAGCAUAAGGACUUGUUGGGGAAAAGGUAUAUAGAACUUUUCAGGAGUACAGCUGCUGAGGUACAGCAGGUCCUGAACAGGUAUUCCUCUGCUCCUCUCAUUCCUCUCCCAACUCCUCCUAUUCUUCCUGUGCUACCUCAGCAGUUUGUGCCUCCCACCACUGUCAGGGACUGUGUUCGUCUGCGUGGUCUUCCAUAUGCUGCCACUAUAGAGGACAUUUUGGGAUUCCUGGGAGAGUUUUCUGGAGAUAUCAGAACUCAUGGGGUUCACAUGGUGUUAAAUCACCAGGGCCGACCCUCAGGAGAUGCCUUUAUCCAAAUGAAGUCUUCAGAUCGAGCCUUCUUGGCAGCUCAGAAGUGCCAUAAAAAAACCAUGAAGGACAGAUAUGUGGAAGUCUUUCAAUGUUCUGCUGAGGAGAUGAACUUUGUAUUAAUGGGGGGCACUUUAAAUCGAAAUGGCUUAUCCCCACCACCAUGUAAGUUACCAUGUAUUUCUCCACCUUCGUAUUCUUUUCCAACACCCACUGCAAUAAUUCCAACAGAAGCAGCCCUCUACCAGCCAUCCCUAUUCCUCAAUCCACGAACCCUCCAGCCAUCCACAGCAUACUAUCCAGCCGGCACUCAGCUCUUUAUGAACUACACCACCUAUUACCCUAGCAUGCAGCAGAGAAUGGAUCUCUACAGCCAGAUGGGUCGGCCAGGUCACUGCCCAAAGAAUGGAUACCUCUUUAAAGGUCCAAACAGUUAAAUUUUCUGGAAAAAGUAAGUCUGCAUACUUUUUUUUUUCCUGCCAA